Messenger RNA from Anarrhichthys ocellatus (wolf-eel), 1491 nucleotides. It is a transcript of the gene ssb, whose product is annotated as small RNA binding exonuclease protection factor La. The coding region runs from base 169 to 1371 and encodes 400 amino acids. Gene Ontology annotation, biological process: positive regulation of translation; tRNA processing. Gene Ontology annotation, cellular component: ribonucleoprotein complex; nucleus; cytosol. Gene Ontology annotation, molecular function: mRNA binding. The record is from RefSeq and is a predicted model, not a curated record. The transcript has 12 exons. Lineage: Eukaryota; Metazoa; Chordata; Actinopteri; Perciformes; Anarhichadidae.
CAGCUGCUCAGAGUAGCGCGGGGACGACCUCUUUUUGGCCCUCGGUGUGUUCCGUAGCACGCAGUCUCACAACGUGCGAGAAGAGAAGAGAAGUGAAGACUUUUGGUUUUGAACGGCUAAAAGUGCUGCUAGCGGAGACUCAACGAAUCGUUUCUACACAGAACAAUCAUGGCAGAAAAGAAGGAAGAGAUGUCUCCAAUUGAGGAGAAAGUGGCACGACAAAUAGAGUACUACUUCGGGGAUCACAAUCUUCCAAGAGACAAGUUUCUCAAAGAACAACUGCAACUCGAUGACGGGUGGGUGACUUUGGAGACGAUGCUGAAAUUCAACAGACUGAAGUCUCUAACUACAGAAACCAGCGUUAUCAUUGACGCUCUCCAGAAAUCAAAGACUGGAAUCCUGGAAAUGAGCGAAGACAAGACCAAAGUCAGGAGGGCUCCAAACAAACCCCUCCCAGAAGUGAAUGACGACUACAAAGACGCUCUUAAACACAAAUCUGUUUACAUGAAAGGUUUUCCUCUGGAAACGUCCCUCGAUGAGGUUCAGGAGUGGCUGAGUGGGAAAGGCAACAUAGAAAACAUUCAAAUGAGGAGAACCCUGCAAAGGCAGUUCAAGGGAUCAGUGUUCGUCUGUUUCGACACAGAAGAGUCAUCGAAGCAGUUCCUCGAGCGUUCAGACAUCAAAUCGUUCAAAGACAAUGACAUGAUUGUGUUAUCAAGAGAAGACUACCAUGCAAAGAAAGCAGAAGAGAGAAAACUGUUCAAAGCAGAGUCGAAGGCAAAAGCUAAACAGGACAAGGACCAACAGCAGAAAAAUGCAGAAGACAAAGAAAUGGGUCUGCUUUUGGAUGAACAGAUGGGGUGCUUGUUGAAGUUUUCAGGAGAGCUUGAAGACGUUUCCAGAGAGGACUUCCAUGAACUGUUCUCGGGCCAUGGAAAGAUUAAGUGGGUUAAUUUUACAAGAGGGGCCAAAGAGGGCACCCUGCUGUUCGAUGGGAACGCAAAGGCAGCGUUCGAUAAAGCCAAAGAGGCAAACGGAGGGGAAUUGAAAAUCAAGAACAACAGUGUUAACUGGCAGGUGUUAGAGGGCGAUGACGAGAAAGAUGAAAUGAAGAACAUCAUCGACGCUCAACAAGAAUCAUACAACAGGUCCAAAAACAGAGCUAGCAGAGGACGAUCAGGAGGCAGAGGAAGAGGAGGCCGGAGGGGAGGAAGAGGUGGCAGAGAUCAAGGCAGAAGUCAGUACAAGGGCAAGAAGAUGAAAUUCGAGAGCGACGAUGAGGACGAAAAACCUGUAGUCCAAAAGAGAGAGCGGGAAGAAGAAGCUGUUGGUCCCGCAGCAAAGGUUCCCAAAACUGAAAACGGAUCUUAGUCACACAGUCACACUCAGAAGUUUUGUGAAAAGAUUUAUUAUUAACAUUGAAAAUGCAGAGGCAACAAAAAUCCAUUCCAGUGAGUUUCAGGCUUUGGAGAAUCGUAUGAAGUCCACCUG